GUGUCCUGUCGACUAUUUAUUAGGGGCAAUUUCGUCAAUAAAAAUAUCGACACUGCCACGAGGAGGGCGGGAGAGAGAGACGCCUUCGAGAGAUCGAAGGGCGAAAGCCGCUCCGGGGGGGAUCACCUCUUUCGCUCUAAUGGCAGCGGUGAAAGCCGCAAGGGAGAGAGCAUGAGCUGACAUGUCCGUGAGACCGCCACGCUUCGUAGGGAGAAAAAGGAGGGUGGGUUUUGUCGCCACCCGCCUUCCGCUCCCGGCCACUUCCAGCUCGGCUUCCCCAGAUCUUUUGGCGUUUUCGCCGUCCAAUUCACCCGUGAUGGAGAGAGAACCCGAGGAGGUAGAGGAAGGCUUCUCUAUUGCCCUAGGUUGGCGUUUUUGGAUCUGGAUUGGAGGACGCAAUGAUGGUCGAAGGGAUUUGGGACUGUAAAGUUGCGAGUUUUGGAGUUCAUGUGGAGAAAAAGAGUGAACUUUGUUUCAUUUUGAUCCAACUGGAGCUGAUUUAAUUCUUCGAGUGGCACCGAUUCUCCGUUUUACUGAGGCACUCAAAAGUUGCGAUUUUGAUUCGUUCAUCCUCGGUUUCUCCUACACACACUUUUGAGGUAUACUGAACGAAGUUCUCUUGCAGUAUUUUGGUGCAGAAAGCAGGGAUAUUGUUGAGAAAGAUUAUUGUGCUUCAGCUGCUAGUUUUGUUCUGGGCAAUGUCUCCAGGAAGCUACAUUGCUUGUCUGCUCACUCUAUUCGUGGUUUUGGUCCUUGUACCCAACACAAAUGAGCUGCAAUCAUCAGAAGCUUGGUCCCUGCUGAGAAUCCAGCGACUUCUAAACUAUCCAUCUGUCUUGAGCAACUGGAGCACCAACACAGACUUCUGUAAUGCCGAUCCAAAUCCAUAUCUGACAGUCGUUUGUUAUGAAGACAGCAUAACCCAAUUGCAUAUAAGCGGUAGUGAGAACUCUCCGCCUCUUCCGAGGAGUUUCUCGAUCGAUUCCUUCUUCACUACCCUCACUCGGCUCCCAAACUUGAAGGUCCUUUCUUUGACAUCACUAGGCCUUUGGGGUCCCCUGCCAGCAAAGAUUUCUCGUUUGUCUUCUUUAGAGAUCGUCAAUAUGAGCUCAAAUUACUUAUAUGGGGCAAUUAUUCAGCAAGUUUUUAGUUUGGAUAACCUCCAAACUCUUAUACUUGAUCAUAACAUGUUUAGUGGCCGUGUUCCUGAUGCUAUAAGCAAACUUCAUCUGUUGGCUGUGUUGAGUUUAAGGAACAAUACCUUCAGUGGGCCUUUGCCAAAAUCGUUUAGUGUUCUGGAGUCACUUCGAGUCCUUGUGCUGUCAUCAAAUAGUUUGUCUGGAGAUCUGCCUGAUCUUAGCCGUUUGACUAACCUCCAAGUUCUUAAUCUAGAGAACAACUAUCUUGGACCUAAUUUUCCACGUUUGGGAAGGAAGGUGGCAUCAAUCAUGUUGAGCAAAAAUAUGUUUGGUGGUGGGUUUCCAGCUAAUCUUAGCUCAUAUUAUUUGCUUGAACAGUUGGAUGUCUCUUUCAAUAGAUUCGUCGGGCCGUUUCUGCCGUCAUUGUUGUCUCUCCCUUCUAUUCGAUACCUAAAUAUUGCUGGAAACAGAUUCACUGGAAUGCUUUUCCGAAACAUGACAUGCAAUGAUGAUCUCAUGUUUGUGGACUUGUCUUCAAAUCUUCUGUCUGGGAAAUUGCCGACAUGCCUGACUUCAGAUUCUAAGAACAAGGUGUUUCUGUACUCCUCAAAUUGCUUGAGAAUCAAAGAUCAUAGUCAGCACCCAUCCUCAUUUUGCCAGACUCAGGCUUUAGCUGCGGGAAUACUGCCUCAUAAAGAAAUGAGAGUAUCAGGUGGAAGAACAGCUAUGGCGGUAGGUGCAGCCGGAGGAAUUGUUGUAAGUGUUUCCUUGGUCGGUCUUGCAGUAUUUUCUGUGCUUAGAAGAAUAAAUAUCAAGAGGGCAAUGAAGAAACCUCCAAGAAGAAUAGUAGAGCAUGCUUCAAAUGGCUAUCCUCCCAAGUUGCUGGCUGAUGCAAGGUACAUAUAUCAGACAAUGAAGCUGGGAGCACUUGGCAUACCAUCUUAUAGAUCAUUUUCGUUGGAGGAGCUUGAAGCUGCUACAAACAACUUUGAAACAUCAAGUUUAAUGGGAAAAGGUUCUCAUGGUCAGUUAUACAAAGGAAAACUCAAAGAUGGUUCCCUUUUGGCAAUAAGAUGCCUAAAGCUGAAAAAGAGCCAGAAUUCCCAGAACUUCAAUCGCCACAUUGAACUAAUUUCCAAGCUUAGGUAUCAUCAUUUAGUGAGUGCCCUUGGUCACUGCUUUGAGUAUCACCCUGAUGAUUCCAGUGUCAGCAGAUUAUUUCUCAUUUUUGAAUAUGUGUCAAAUGGAACAUUGAGAAGCAAUAUAUCAGUGGAAGGACAUAAGUUAACAUGGAUGCAGAGGAUAUCUACUGCCAUUGGCGUAGCAAAGGGUAUCCAGUUUUUGCAUGGGGGUAUUAUACCCGGCUUAUUUGCAAAUGAUCUGAAAAUUACAAACAUACUUUUAGAUCAGAACCUUAUUGCAAAAAUUAGCAGCUAUAAUCUUCCAGUUCUAGCAGAGAAUACGAAAGCCACGGUACUGGCUGGAAGUUCUUCAAGUGGAUCAAAUGAGCUCGGCGAAAGAACUAAGCAUUUGGAAACGAUUGACAUCUAUGAUUUUGGUGUCAUCUUGCUCGAGAUUGUAUCUGGAAGACCAAUCAUAUCAACAAAUGAACUGGACAUAAUGAAAGAUGAGUUACAAGAAAACAUUGUAGCUGAUGGAACUGCUAGGAGAAGCAUUGUGGAUCCCGUCAUAAGCAGGCAAUGCUGUGAUGAAUCACUGAAGGUUGUCAUGGAGAUCUGCUUACGAUGCCUUUCAUUGGAACCAACACAGAGACCUUCAGUUGAGGAUGUGCUUUGGAACUUACAAUUUGCUGCUCAAGUCCAAGAAUCUUGGAGGGGAGACUCUCAAAGUAGUGAGGAAUCAUCACAUUCACCUUCCCAGCCGCCUCAAUCACCAAUCAGACUGAAUUAGGAACACGAAAUAUAACAUGAUAGUUGAUCGGCUUCUCAUUCCCAAGCAGCUAGGAUCAAGGAUUGAAGCCUGUAAAUGUGUAGGCCUUGACAAAACUGACGAGUGUUAUGAAGAUACCUAUCCAUCAAUCACCAUUAGAUGGGGUCUUCAAUAUUUUUACUGUCUCAACCUGAAGUUCCAAUCUAACUUCACCAGAGAAAGAAAUCCUGCAAGAUGAAUAUCAGAUUUCAUGUCUAUCCUCAAUUUGUAUUUACGCUAGGAAUAUUCUUCUUCCUUUUCGACAUGGCCCCAUGUUAUUAUAAAUUCAAACAUGGGCAAUGACUAAGAACAUCCAUGAUGUCUUACAUGACUUUGCAUUGGCAAGAGCUGUGUGCAUUGGGUUGUCUUCUUAUGAUAUCUUCUUCCUA
This is a messenger RNA of Musa acuminata AAA Group (dessert banana), 3457 nucleotides long. Its product is annotated as probable inactive leucine-rich repeat receptor-like protein kinase At3g03770. The transcript is spliced from 9 exons. NCBI's taxonomy places the organism in Eukaryota, Viridiplantae, Streptophyta, Magnoliopsida, Zingiberales, Musaceae. Gene Ontology annotation, biological process: protein phosphorylation. The record is from RefSeq and is a predicted model, not a curated record. The coding region runs from base 699 to 3050 and encodes 783 amino acids. Gene Ontology annotation, molecular function: protein kinase activity; ATP binding; protein binding.